UGAAUGAAAUAUGUUAUUUUCUUUUCCUUGGCUUAGCUUAAUUCUUAGCUUUAGGUUCUUCUUAAAUUCUCAAAUCGUAAAAGUGGUAGAGCAUCGAUUCUCUGACCUCUAUGGCAAUAGAGGUGAAUCGAUUUCUCCCACCGUACGGCUGUUAUAAUGACCCACGAGCUAGGCAUCCAUGGCUGAAUGCUAUAGUGAAUGCUCCAGCUAGUGCACCAAGUUCCACACUUGGAAAUCUUCCACAGGAUAUCAACUAUGCACCCUACCAAGGUCCUAGUUCUUCUGGUUAUUGUACUAGAGGGUAUGGAGCUUAAUACAUGGGGGUAUCAACAGCAAUUCAAAUCAACAAACCCUCUAUACACCUCUAAUUUCAAUCCACAUCAACCUUGGCAAGCUGGGAGUUCCUCAUCGGUCCCUUAUGCCUACCAGCCAUCAGAGUUCACCACGGCCUUUUUCGAUUUUUCGAUUACCGGAGUGGUUCCAAAUGGAGGCACCGCAAUGGGUUUCCAAUAUAAUAGCACGGGUUUCCUCCCUAGCAUGGAAAUGGUGAGGACUGAUCACAACUCGGAGUAUAAUCCUCCACAUUUGUUAUUUCAGCAGCAGCAACAGCAGGCUUUUGUUAAUAGGGUCAUCAACGAUUCUGUUCUAGUCAAUUUUCUGACUGACGAGGCAAUUCCAUCUGCUGCUGAUAAUUCCAACCACAGAUCUGAAUAUUCCAUUACCCUUUUGCCGUUUCAGCAGCAACACUUUUGUUUUGAUGCCAUCGUCGAGAGCUCUCUUCCAUCCGAUUUUUUUAUGGAUGGGGGGAUUUUGAUGGGUUGCAACAGUAGCACUUCCAUUCAUGCAGAUGAAAGACUAAGCAAUUUAAUCGAUGUUACUAUCCCAGAAGCUACGCCGAGGAAAGAGAUGUUGGAAAAAUUUGAGCCAGCGAAAGAGGAACAACAUCCGCUCAUGAGCAACAGAUGUUUGAUGAAAUGCCAAUAGAUAAGGUAAUGAUGCCUUUAGACAAAUCAAUACCUAUAUCUGAAGAUCGACAGGAAAAUAAAGCAUUGGGUAUUGGGGAAGAAACUUCUAAUGAAGAUACUGAGAUGGGAACUGAACAAUAUGAGCUAAUUGAUGCAGAAAAUGAGUGCAUUACUAAUGAGCUCAAAUCAAUCCCGGCAAUGUAUGGUAAAAUGAGUGUCCCCGAAUACUAGCACAAUAUGUCUGAAAGCAGAGGCAGAUGUAGUGUAUUACCAACGGGUUCAGCUGAACCCAUAACUUUCGACGCGGAGUAAAAAUUUGAGGUCGGGAAGAAGUACAUUGAUGAGAGUAGCAUUCCCUUGAUCGAUGAUAAGCCUGAGGAAUUUGCCGUUGUGGUGAACAACAAUGAUAGCAGCCACAUUAUUCAGGUUCAUCUAGUUGCCACUAUCGCGAGUGCUGAAAAGAACCACUAUGCCAUGAAGGAUUCUGUGACAAACUCGAAGAAGUAUAUGUCUGAGAAUAAUCUGACAAGCGAAGUGGACUUAAAGGGCAUAGAUAAGAAGAUUGACAAGUUGGUUUAAGAG
This is a messenger RNA of Nicotiana tabacum (common tobacco), 1547 nucleotides long. NCBI's taxonomy places the organism in Eukaryota, Viridiplantae, Streptophyta, Magnoliopsida, Solanales, Solanaceae. The record is from RefSeq and is a predicted model, not a curated record.